AUGUCGCUCGCGAACGAGCCCGAGCAGAAGCUCGUCCAAGAGCUCGAGGGGAAGCUGAAGCACGUCGCUGACUCGGUCGCCGCCAUUCGCCGCAAGUCCUCUGAGCAGCGCCGCAACAUGACCUUGGGCGACAUCCUCAACGAGUGCGUCGCCAAGAAGGAAAAGGUGGCCGACGACUUCCUCGACGCUGUCCUCUCUCUGCAGCUCUACGAGCACCCCAACGGCAAAAACGUCAACCAGGUCGACGUCGUCAAGAUGCUGACCGGCGCCGAGCCAGCUCUCCGCGACAACCGCUUCCGCACCGCGCUCAACGCCCUCAUCUCGUUCUUGAAGGAGUGGGAGAAGCUCGACGCGUCCGAGGCCGCCUUCAAGAAGCUGCACGAGUUCGACCAGCUCGAGGCCAUCCACAAGCAGCUCUUGGGCCAGCUCAUCGAGGCGCACGGUCCUGCUGCUGCCCUUUCCGUCCUCGAGGUCAAGAUCGAGCGACUUUACGCCGGCACCGCCGGCGAGCGCGAGUUCGUGGACGCGAUGCGUGCCAGCAUCGACGGCUCCGCUACGGCCGAGAAGCAGGCUCCGAGACUGCAGAAGGCGUACAAGGCCGAGCCUGCGGGCUCGGAGCAGCGCGACCGCCUCAAGAACGGUUGGCGCAUAGCUCAAGGGCUCGAGGGGCUGUACCUGGACACGAGCACGGCAAGGCCCUACGCUGUGCUCCGCGAGCGCAUCCAGCCUUACCGCAGGUACCUCAUGAAGAACCACAAGGACGUCCUGAAGGAGAGCCGGGUCAAGAUGGUGAGCCGCAUGGGCGGCAACGACACGUCCUCGAGCACGGCGCCGAUCCAGGAAGCGAGCAUGGGCCACCUGUCGCUCCGCCAGCGCCACAUCUACUUUGGCCGUCACAGGCGCGACGGACACUGGUAG
Messenger RNA from Rhodotorula graminis WP1, 918 nucleotides. RefSeq lists its product as uncharacterized. The record is from RefSeq and is a predicted model, not a curated record. The transcript has 8 exons. The coding region runs from base 1 to 918 and encodes 305 amino acids. Lineage: Eukaryota; Fungi; Basidiomycota; Microbotryomycetes; Sporidiobolales; Sporidiobolaceae.